Xenopus laevis (African clawed frog) is the source of this 2848-nucleotide messenger RNA. RefSeq names its product mab-21-like 2 L homeolog (gene mab21l2.L). NCBI's taxonomy places the organism in Eukaryota, Metazoa, Chordata, Amphibia, Anura, Pipidae. The coding region runs from base 618 to 1697 and encodes 359 amino acids. The transcript has a single exon. The record is from RefSeq and is a predicted model, not a curated record. Gene Ontology annotation, cellular component: cytoplasm; nucleus. Gene Ontology annotation, biological process: eye development.
CCGCCGUUGCAUCUCAUUGGCUGCGCCGCUGACAGCUGAGAGUUCUAUUGUGGGAGAAAGCCCCGCCCACCCGCCUGGGCCUUGGGACCAUUGAUAAAAGUAAGCAAGUUUAGUCAGAGAGCUGAGACCGAGCCUAAGAGUGGGGCGCAGAGGCAGUGUGUACAGAUCCAUGUGCAACACAUCAUCUGACUGCCAAUAGUUCCAUGGGGAGAUGAAGAGUGAACCCUUGUGCCCAACACCAGGAGAAUGAUCUAACCUGAUCUAACCUGAGGAUUGGUUGUGCGCACAAGCUCCAAGGCGACGCCUCCCAGGGAAAAAACUAGGAAUCUGACAGAGAAGCCAAGUGAGCCUGAAGAUGCGCCAGUGAGUGGAGUUUGCUUGUGAGCGCUGCUGUUAGCGCAUCUUCUCCUCAUGAACAUUUGCUCGCAGACUCUUGUCACAGGCCUGGAUGCCUGAAAGUGCACAGGAGGAGUUAUUUGCGUGUUAUUUGCGUGCAGAGAGGUUGCCCAUUGAUUGUUUAGCGCCUGCACAUUGCUUAUUGCACUGAUCGGGCCAAAGCAUUGGAUCCCUCAACGUACUGCGAGGCGCCGGUGUACAGCCCGGAGCUGUGCCCAAACAUGAUCGCGGCCCAGGCCAAGCUGGUGUAUCAGCUGAACAAAUACUACUCGGAGCGCUGCCAGGCCAGGAAGGGGGCCAUUGCCAAGACCAUCCGGGAGGUGUGUAAAGUGGUGUCCGAUGUGCUGAAAGAGGUGGAGGUGCAAGAGCCGCGCUUCAUCAGUUCCCUCACUGAGAUCGAUGCCCGCUACGAGGGCCUGGAGGUGGUGUGUCCCACCGAGUUCGAGGUCGUCCUUUACCUCAACCAGAUGGGGGUCUUCAACUUCGUGGAUGACGGUUCCCUGCCGGGCUGCGCGGUGCUCAAGCUGAGUGACGGCCGAAAGCGCAGCAUGUCCCUGUGGGUGGAGUUCAUCACCGCCUCCGGGUACCUCUCCGCCCGCAAGAUCCGCUCCCGCUUCCAGACUCUGGUGGCCCAGGCGGUGGAUAAGUGCAGUUACCGGGACGUGGUGAAGAUGAUCGCGGACACGAGCGAGGUGAAGCUGCGCAUCAGGGAGCGCUAUAUUGUGCAGAUCACCCCGGCCUUCAAGUGCACUGGAAUCUGGCCUCGCAGCGCGGCGCAGUGGCCUCUACCGCACAUCCCGUGGCCCGGGCCCAACAGAGUGGCAGAAGUGAAGGCGGAGGGGUUCAACCUCCUCUCCAAGGAGUGUUACUCGCUGACCGGCAAGCAGAGCUCCGCGGAGAGUGACGCGUGGGUUCUGCAGUUCGCGGAGGCGGAGAAUCGCUUGUUGCUGGGGGGCUGCCGGGGCAAGUGCUUGUCUGUGCUCAAGACUCUGCGGGACCGACACCUGGAGCUGCCCGGGCAGCCGCUCAAUAACUAUCACAUGAAGACCCUGCUGCUGUACGAGUGCGAGAAGCACCCCCGGGAGACCGACUGGGACGAGGCUUGUCUGGGGGAUCGGCUCAACGGCAUCUUGUUACAGCUCAUCUCCUGCCUGCAGUGUCGCAGGUGCCCGCACUACUUCUUGCCCAACCUCGACCUCUUCCAGGGAAAGCCGCACUCGGCGCUGGAAAGCGCGGCCAAACAGACGUGGAGACUGGCCAGAGAGAUCCUCACUAACCCCAAAAGCCUCGACAAGCUCUGAGAAGUGACACAGGCCUGGACUAAACGGCUGCUACACAACUACACACGGACAUGUUUGGGUUUGGGUGCUAGUAGCAGAACUAAGUAGCCCACUGGACCUUUAUAAGCCAUUGCACACCUAAAGCUAUGGCAAGGGAUACACGUCUUGCCUGCGGCCCUGCAGCUGUGCUUGAACUUGAACAACGAUCCAGCACUCAUAUGUAGCACGGCUGGAGGGUCGCAGGUCGGGACAUUACAAGUGGAAAACCCAAUUGCCGACUCCAGUUCAAGCGCAGGAUACUCGCACAUCUUUUAUCUGCAGGCACUAGGGCACAGCACAAAGUCAUCUCCCCUGUUCCAGAGCGUUUAAUCAAGAACCUAAUCUAGAACAGAGAAGGGAAACUAAACCCAGAACCCCCCCCCCCCCCCCCCCACUCCAACAUUGGCUGCUGAAAAUGUAGAUUUAUAAGAGACAUCACUACAGCUGCAGCUUUCACAAGACUUUUUGUUUUAAUUUAUAUUUAUUUAUGAGAAUCUUUACAGCUCUCCACCUCUGGGAUACAGUCCUAUUAAAUUUGAUGGGCUCAAAUACUGACAUAUUGAUCACAAGUUCCCCCCCUCCCCAGCAUUUUUCUAUCAGAUAGAGGUGAAAGCACUACCCAAAUGCCUAGAAAGUAAAAAUAAAACCACCUUUCAACAGGCCCCUAUUAUAAUGCAAUAGCCUUGCCUGCUCUAUGUCUUUAGCAGAACUAUUGAAAAGAAAGAGUGGACCAAACCCCAAGCUCAAGCUUCCAAGGACACUUUUUGUUUUUCCUAUAGAUUUGGGACGAAAAACAUUUCCUUGCACAGAAGGAGAAGGAAUUUCUCCUUCCAAACAAUGUGAACCAAGUCACAAGAGAAGCAAUCGGACUUAAGAAAAUCCAAGGUACAUUUUCAUAUGAAAUGUAGUGAUUUUCUUCUUCUUUUUCGUAUUACUUUGCCUGAAUGUUUGUCACCAAGUGAACAAAAAAUUAUUUAACUAAAUGUAAAAAAAAAACAAAAAAAAUCUCUUUAAAAGAUUACCGAUGUUAAAUGUAUUCUAGUGCCAACGUCAGAAUGCGACCAGCGGCUGACUUCUUGAAAACGAACAAAAAAAAAAUGAUAAUAAAAAAAAAGUAUUACUUUAACUUCAAA